Messenger RNA from Notolabrus celidotus (New Zealand spotty), 2081 nucleotides. RefSeq names its product cellular communication network factor 1, like 2 (gene ccn1l2). Gene Ontology annotation, molecular function: protein binding. Gene Ontology annotation, cellular component: extracellular region. The record is from RefSeq and is a predicted model, not a curated record. Gene Ontology annotation, biological process: signal transduction. The transcript has 5 exons. The coding region runs from base 195 to 1352 and encodes 385 amino acids. NCBI's taxonomy places the organism in Eukaryota, Metazoa, Chordata, Actinopteri, Labriformes, Labridae.
GCUGAGCUGUAACUGACCUGUGCUGACACCAGGACGCUCUGCACGGCGCACACACUCUCAACUGUGGAUACGUUUCUAUCCUGGAGCUGAAAAAACCUGACUCCUCUCCACUUUGGACUCUUUGGAUUCUUAUUUCACAGUUUUUUUAUUCUUCUUUGAGGUUUUUACUUUGUUGUUAGUCUGCUGUAUUCAGGAUGCUGAGCCCUGUUACUUUGCAGCACAUCAUUUCCUCCCUGUUUGUGCUCUGCAGCGCUGCAGUGAUGGCAGAGGGAGAGUGCCCAGCAGAGUGCUCCUGCGCCCCCUCACCCCUGCAGUGUCCGCCAGGUGUCAGCUGGGUGACAGAUCACUGUGGCUGCUGUAGAGUUUGUGCAAGGCAGUUCAAUGAGGACUGCAGCGCCUCUGAACCCUGCGACCACAUCAAGGGGCUAGGCUGCCACCUGGGGGCCGGAGGAGACCCAGAGAGAGGGCUGUGUCGAGCUGAUGCUCAGGGGUUACCCUGCGAGUUUAAUGGACGGGUGUACCAGCACGGUGAGGACUUCCAGCCCGACUGCCACCACCAGUGCACCUGCAUGGACCGAGUGGUGGGCUGCAUGCCCCUCUGCCCAAAUCAAGUCCCCCUCCCCGACUGGCGCUGCUCCUGGCCCAGGUUGGUGAGGCCAGAGGGCGGCUGUUGUGAGGAGUGGGUGUGUGACGACGACAACCACAUCAGUGAGGAGCCAGACGAGCUGACACACACCUCCCUGCCAGACAGACAGCCGCUCCACAACCACAUCAGUCCCCUGCUGGAGGCCCAGCCCCAUCCCCGACACCCAGCUUCCACCGGAGGGGCCACAUUCAGAGAGAUCGAGUCGUUCCCCAUGCCUGAGGUGUUCCUGAAGUCCGGCUGUGUCCCGCAGACCGCAGAGUGGACCCAGUGCUCCACCACAUGUGGGAUGGGCAUCUCCAGUCGAGUGACCAAUGACAACCCAGAGUGUCUGCUGGUCAGAGAAACCAGACUGUGUCAGAUCAGGCUCUGUGAGAUGCAGCUUCCUGUACCCAACAAGAAGGGGAAGAAAUGUCAGAGAACCAUCCGCCCCGAGGAGCCGGUCAGAAUCACCUUCGCCGGAUGUUCGACAGCCGAGCGUUACCGCCCUCGUUCCUGUGGGACUUGCUCUGACGACCGCUGCUGCACACCCUCCGUCACCCGCACCGUGAGGCUCCGCUUCUACUGCGCCGACGGAGAGGGCUUCUACAGAGACGUCAUGUGGAUCCAGCGCUGCAGCUGCAGUACGAGCUGUCACAAUCAGGUGCUUCGUGGGUCCUCCAUCUACUAUGCCAAUCUCCACAACGACAUCCACACCUUCAGGCACUGAGGAGGACUCAUCAUGCCCUGCAUGGGCCUCUCAAGACUCUGCACCUUCCCCCUCACCUGAACCCCCCACCUUUCUGUCUGUCAGCUUGAUGAGCUCCUGCUAAAAACCCUCCAGGACCAGACAAUAGGUUUGCUUGCACUUUAAGCUUUCUGUCACGAUGACGUCACAGUCUGUUGGCAGCACUGAGGACGACACGCUGUCAGCAGAAAGCUUUCACAGAAACUUUUUUUAUUUAUUUCUAACUUUGAAGAGAUGGUUUGUGAAACAGAGCGAUGGUUGUUUAAACCAGUAACAGAGAACAUUAAUGAAAAGUGAUGAAGACGAUGGAGAAACUGACUGACCGAGGAAGAACUAGCAGACAUAUUCAUUUGUGAUUAUUACGACUGUUUGUUCUUAAACACCAUAAAAUGUUUCCUACACAUGUAGUGAUUGUGAAAUGUGUGUGUGUGUGCCCUCGUGUGUGUGUAUGAGACUGAUUCUGCUCCUACAGUUUAUAGGUUAAAGUGUAUAUAGACUUCACUCUUAGUCGUGGAGUGGUAAAUUCUAGGAUCACCUCAUUUUUCGGGGUGUGAUUUAUAUUAUUUGUUGUGUUUGUGUCCUUCAUAGUGUACAUACAAUGCUUUAUUUUUAGGGAUGAAAUGAUGCUUUUUAUAUUAAAGUCAUGUUACACGUGUUCAUUGGAUUUUUCAUCUAUUUACUCCUGUACGUUGAAUAAAAACUUUAAUGUCA